Messenger RNA from Sphaeroforma arctica JP610, 2040 nucleotides. RefSeq lists its product as hypothetical. The transcript has a single exon. The record is from RefSeq and is a predicted model, not a curated record. Gene Ontology annotation, molecular function: transferase activity, transferring phosphorus-containing groups. NCBI's taxonomy places the organism in Eukaryota, Ichthyosporea, Ichthyophonida. Bases 120 to 1469 code for a protein of 449 amino acids.
CAAAAAAAUAUACUUAGUGGGUGUAUCAUGUACGUACAGUAACUACAGAUUAUCGACCGAAGCACACUGUCAACCACACUUUCAAUCACGCUUUAUUUUGAUUCCUCACAAACAGUACAAUGGGCCGACUCAGUACCGCAUAUUGCAGAAGUCAUGUAGGUUUAAAAUUUGUAUUGGCACUAGCUUCGACUAUGAUAAUUGCAACAAUUUUAUUGAGCCCUCCUGAGCAAAAUUCAUAUGAAAAGCGAGAUAAAUACAUUGUUGAUGUCCUACCACAUGAACCGCCGAUAGUGACGAUUGUCGACACACAACCAGAAAUUACCUCGUUGACGAAACUGCGAGAGGAGUGUGACAACUUGGCGUCUCUGUGGGACUCGCACAACAUUGACAGCAUCGACGACAAAUCAUGUGAACGUAUUCAAGAGUCAUGCGGGGUGCCAGACUGUCAUGAAGCCAUCAUAGACGGAGUGAUCACUUGGGUGGACGGGAGUGACCCUGUUUUUCGUGCGGGCUAUUUGAAUACGCUCGAAUAUGCUGCUGCGUUAGAUCCUCGGCACAAACCGGGUACUAAGAAAUUGAGGGAAGGUGGUGUGCGUGAUUUUGGUCAAUUAAGGUAUGCUUUGCGCAGUAUCGCGGCAAAUGCGCCAUGGAUUCGGCGCAUAUUUUUAAUCACGGACAAUCAAUGGCCGGAUUGCCUUCUACCGGCAAAUGAAACGCUCAAGCUACGACAUGUAACGCAUGAUCAGCUGUUUGAUUUUUACUACCAAGCAAGACACCCUGAUCGGAUAGAUGCGCAGCGUUUGCCGUCUUACAAUAGUAUUGCACUGGAGCUUAUGACACCUUUCAUCCCUAAACUAGGCCGCAUGUACCUGGCCUUCAGUGACGAUAUGUCGUUUCUGAAUCCAACUCCACUGAGCUUUGUCUACAAUAAGGAAAGUGGGAGGGGGGUGUUGCACAUGUGGGAACGGUUUGAUAAUCCGCUGUUAGAAGGGAGGGCGGCAGUUUCAAAGCGAUGGGCUACAGAAUACUUUGGUGGAUCUGUGAUAGAUUGCCCUUUGAGACGGCGGCAUGGCUGUGCUAUACCGGCACACGGCCCUGUGCUUGUGGUAAAAGAAGUUUUCAUUGAUGCUUGGAACAAAAUAGGGGACACGAUGGAUACGACGGUGUAUCACCCCAUGCGAACGGAAGAUAGGGACCCGGAUACCUGGCCAUUUCUGAUGCUGAUAGGGCAUGCUAAGUUCUACGAAAUCAAGGAAGAUAAGUUUGCCCUUUUUUUUGCUAUGAUGACAAAAGCUACUAUUCUGAAAUUGCUGAACAGUAUGGAAAAUGACCACCAGUCCAAAAUGGGGUGCUUGAAUGACAACUUUGACGACGAUCAUGGCCCUGUAUCCCCUGCUCUUAUCAACCUCAUGACAAAGACCUACGAGAACAGGUUUCCAGUAAAAGCACCUUGGGAACUUGCCGUUUAAGGUCUGCACUGUAGGUUGUUUGACCUUUUUCAUUCAAUUCCGUUCUUUAUUGGGUCUGAAUAUAUAACAGGUAAAGAGUAUUCAGCUCGCGCCGAAUCAUCAAAUGAUGAUCAGAUGCAUCACUCGUUCAACGUUGAGGCUGCCAGACAGUCAUUGGGAUCAAGCCCUAACUUAUGGUCAACAGGCUUGACACAGUGUAAACACUGCAGCAAACGAAGGCUGGACCAAUUUGUGGUGCCUUAUUGCGAAGGUCCUAAAUCUAUUAUAUAAUCAUACGGUCAGGUAGUUCACAUCGUAGACAUUGCAGCAAACGAAGACUGAAAUGACGUGGGCAGUUUUAUACGAAAUCAUGGUUAAGAAAAUCGUCUGCUUCCAAUAUUAUUUUUAGACAGCGUGAUUACAGCAGCAAACAGAGACUAGACGACGUGGACCGUAAGGUUAGAAUGUGGUAUAUCCACUAUAAUUGAUAUACAUCCUAAACACCGCAGUAAACGGAGGCUGGAUCAAUUUAUUGCACUGAAGCGUUUUUUCAACUGCACAACCAUACUGUCAACGAAAUAUUGUAUCUCAC